Messenger RNA from Ceratina calcarata, 1865 nucleotides. RefSeq names its product esterase FE4-like. The record is from RefSeq and is a predicted model, not a curated record. The transcript is spliced from 8 exons. Lineage: Eukaryota; Metazoa; Arthropoda; Insecta; Hymenoptera; Apidae. Bases 113 to 1786 code for a protein of 557 amino acids.
CCAUUAUAUUCGAUGACUAUCGUUCCUUGAGUCUCGGUCACUGACUUUCCACGUGUAGAGGAACGUCCGCGCGAACAAGUAUUGGAAUCGAUGAAAAUAAUAAAAAGAUAAAAUGAAAUUUCUGGACGCCGUCUCCUUUUGUAUCAUCGGCAUAGGUUGCGUUUUUUGCUGUACAGCGCAGCCGGAAGUGACAGCGCCGAUCGGAAGAAUACAUGGAUCUAUUAUUCGUUCAAGGCUCGGUCGAGAGAUUUAUUCCUUCCGCGGAGUGAGAUACGCCGAGCCGCCCACUGGGGAACGACGUUUUCAGAUUCCCGUUCCAGCUGCGGACUGGGACGACGUCUUCGACGCCUCUCAGGAAGGUCCGGCGUGUCCAAAUUUGCGAAAUACAAACAUAUCGGAAGACUGCUUGCGUCUAAACGUUUAUACCACAAAAUUACCUUCGGAACGAGAGAAUCCAAACAGAUCCGUACUCGUAUACUUUCAUCCGGGCGGUUUUUACGACAUGUCUGGUCAAAGUUUGUACUGGGGCCCUCAGUACCUGUUGGAUCAAGAUGUAGUUUUAGUGACCGUGAAUAAUCGACUCGGUUCACUGGGUUUCAUCAGCACAGGCGAUUCGUUAGCUCCGGGAAAUUUAGGAUUUAAAGAUCAAGUAAUAGCGCUUCGUUGGAUUCAAAGGAACAUCGCCGCUUUCGGUGGUGAUCCAAAUUCCGUGACUAUAUCCGGCUGCAGCAUCGGAGGAACAUCAGUUAUGUUGCACAUGGUGUCACCGAUGUCUAAGGGUUUGUUCCACAGAGCGAUCGUUAUGAGUGGAGAACUCAUGAUCAACGAGCCUUAUCCAACCGAUCAAAUGAAUCUCGCGCAGAAACAGGCCAGGAUUCUGGACUGUCCUACCGAUAAUAGCACGGUGAUAUUGAAUUGUCUCAGAUCGAGGCCGGUCGAGAACUUUAGAAAUACUUUGUUCCAGUUUUUCGAAGUCGGUGAAACUCCAGUAGUGAUUUGGAAGGCUGUCGUGGAACCGGAGAUACCAGGAAUCGAACGAUUUCUACCGGCUCAACCAGUCGAUCUCAUCCAACGAGGAGAGUUUUUUCAGGUUCCGACUAUGUUCGGAGUAACGAAAGACGAGAUCGCUUGUUUGACUGUUAUGUUCAAUAAUCUUAGCAAGAUUGGCAUAGAUAUGUACGGCAUGUACGAAGGAAGAUGGUAUCACGAGGCACCGGUUAAUCUGGUGUACGAAGAGGGCACACCGCGAUCCAGAAACAUUAGCGAUCAAUUAAGACAAUUUUAUUUCAACGAUCAGCCCUUCAGUUCGGAUAACGGAGACAAUUUUACCCACUUGAUGUCCGACGGUCUAAUAAUAUUUCCGAUGUACCGCGCGGCGAAGCUGAUAGCUCAAAAUUCUAAAGAACCGCUUUAUUUCUACGAGUCCACGUAUCAAGGCCGCUACAGCAUGAUCAUGUUGAACGCGACUACACCUUACGGCGUAGUACAUAUGGACGAUACCCAAUAUUUAUUCUACUUCUCAAUAGAGUUCCCGUACUUUGACGAAACUGCGCCUGAAAUACCCAUGGUGGAGUUAUACACGUCUCUGUGGGCGAGCUUCAUGCAGACUGGUAAACCUGUUCUGAAGGAUAACGCACUUACAAAUACGACGACGAGCUGGGAUAGGUUUUUGCCCGAUCUGGAUAACUAUUUGGAGAUCAGUCUCGAGCCUACCAUGAAGACUAAUCUCUAUAUCAAUAGAAUGCGCGAAUGGGAGAAACUAUUUCCCUUGCCUUACCCGACAUAGAUUUUGAUUUAAUAAAAGAAUGUUCUUUGUUCCAUUGUUACAUAUCUGUACGCAUUCGAAUAAAUGCAUUUGAACGAAA